UCUAGCAUUUGUGUGUAAAAGAGCUGCUCCUUACUUUUGCUGUAAACACAGCCUUCAAAUGCAGGCUGAAAAGAUGAGGAAGGCAGCAAGGACCAACUGUUCUUGCAAAAUGUAAUCUAUAUAUUUUGGCAGUGAAAGCUGCAUAGAUCUUGGACCUGGAUAGCUUUGCAUUGAUGGCAUCUCUUGCUCUGUACAAACUAAGAAAAUAUUUAUUCACCAUCCUAACUCAUAGAGAAACGGAAGAGUUUUGGAAAUGAAACUAUGUUGAUACUUGCUCAUUUGAAUAAGCAUAUUUAUUAUGAGUGUCUUUCCUAGCGACAUCCCAUAUACCGCUUCUGUCAAUAAUCACCGAGGAAGGAGGACAACAACUCAAAAUAAUUUGUGCAUGCUUUUUCCUUUUCACUUGAACAUCCAUUUUCUAGCCAAAUCCCGAGAAUGGCUGAGGAUUGCAUUUUUCUAGAUAUGGAAUUCAGUGACUUUAUUCUUUGUAAUGUCUCUACUGAUCAACAUUCAAAUUUCUCUCUCUCAGGCGAGGACUUGUUUUAUUACAGAUUCCUCUAUGCAAUUCCGGCUAUUUAUGGGUUCAUCAUUUUGACUGGGCUGGUUGGCAAUAUCACCCUGAUCAAAAUCUUCUGUACGGUAAAGUCCAUGAGAAAUGUCCCUAAUUUGUUCAUUUCCAGUCUGGCUUUUGGAGACUUGCUCCUUUUGAUCACCUGUGUUCCUGUGGAUGCUAGCAGAUACUUGUCUCCUGAAUGGCUCUUCGGUCGAGUGGGAUGUAAACUUAUCGCUUUCAUCCAGCUUACUUCAGUGGGGGUGUCAGUUUUCACCCUCAUGGCUCUCUCUGCAGACAGGUAUAAAGCUAUAGUGAGACCAAUGGACAUCCAAGCUUCACAUGCUGUGCUGAAGAUUUGUUUGAAAGCUGCCACGAUCUGGGUUUUCUCCAUGCUGCUUGCUAUUCCAGAGGCUGUGUUUUCAGACUUGCGCCCUUUCUAUGACAGGAGCACUAAUAAAACAUUUAUUAGUUGCACACCUUACCUACAUACCAAUGAACUGCAUCCCAAAAUUCAGUCCAUGGCUUCCUUUCUCAUCUUUUACAUAAUCCCCCUCUCUGUUAUUUCAGUAUACUAUUAUUUCAUCGCAAAAAAUUUGAUUCGGAGCGCUUACAAUCUGCCAAUGGAAGGAACUACCCAGGUUAGAAAGCAGAUGGAAUCUCGGAAACGCCUUGCCAAGACAGUGCUAGUUUUUGUUUGUAUCUUUGCUUUCUGUUGGCUCCCUAACCAUAUCAUCUACUUAUAUCGGUCAUACCAUUAUUCAGAGGUGGAUACAUCUGUCCUGCACUUUAUCACUUCUCUUUGUGCUCGAAUCCUGGCAUUUAUUAACUCUUGCAUAAACCCUUUUGCCUUGUACUUGCUCAGCAAAAGUUUUCGGAAACAGUUUAACCACCAAUUGUCCUGUUACAAAGCCCGUCUCCUAAUUCGAUCUCAGAGUACAGCCAGAAGUACCACAAGGGGGACAUCCUUCAAGAGCACUAACCAGCAGUCCAUGAUCGCCUUCACUUUUAUCAAUGGCAACAACUGCCAUGAAGAAAAUGUACAGUAUGCAUUAAAUUAACAUCCACUGCAAGAGCUCUCUAGCCAUCGCUGCCUAUUUGUAUGUCCUAGUCAGAAAGAAAUGUACAUAUGUACACAGAGAAAUGGGUUAGUGACCAGACAAUGAACUUGGCAGCAUGCAAGAAAUGUUUAAUGCAGAGUUGAAGGGCUGCCUGUACCUGCACUUUGUUUUUACGGUUUUGCAUUAUAACAUGCUGAUCCCUUUUAAUUCACAUUGUGUGGAUCAUGUUGUCCAGCCUGGUACCUUCCAGAUGUAUAGGGACCGCAACAUCCAGCAUUCCCACAAUGCUGGGAGUUGGAAUCAAACACAUGUGGAGGGCACCAGUUAGAGAAAGGGUGGUCUAGAGCCAAACAAAGGCAGAGGACCAAAGGAAGGGAAAUCAUUUUAGACAAGCUAUUUUUGAUAUAUGGAGCUUUGGACUUUUAUUUAUUGCUGGAAUGAGCCUGUCCCUCUCUGUGUUCCCUGCAAUGUACAAAAA
Molecule: messenger RNA, 2089 nt
Organism: Candoia aspera
Lineage: Eukaryota; Metazoa; Chordata; Lepidosauria; Squamata; Candoiidae
Gene: GRPR
Product: gastrin releasing peptide receptor
Exons: 3
Coding region: 436-1611 (391 amino acids)
Biological process (GO): G protein-coupled receptor signaling pathway
Cellular component (GO): plasma membrane
Molecular function (GO): neuropeptide receptor activity
Source: RefSeq, a predicted model, not a curated record